AUGGAGGAUGUUGACCCCCCACCAAGCUUCAGCGAGUACAUCUCAGGCCUGUUUGGCCCUGCUAUGCUGCUGGCGUGGUCUUUUAAACACUACGCUAUCGUCGUAUCAGAAACAAUCUUCCGACGCGGGCAGAUCCUCGCACCCAUUCUUCGAUCUGGUCAAGUCCGGGAUGAAGCUUUUGGACGCUUCUGGAUCGAAUUUGCCGGGCCGCAAGAUGUCACCGUCAACGACGAGGGUGUCCUCGACAUCAGCAAACUAAGAGCCUCGGGCGCUCUCAUUCCACCACUGCUUAAAAAGGCUCGUGGAGUCGUCCUCGACAUCGGUCCUGGCACAGGCACACAGAUGCCAUUUUUCAUUGAGCCAGCGGCCAAAAAUGUCUCGGCCAUCUAUGGCCCUGAGCCGUGCGUAGGCCUACACGGGGAAUUGCGUAAGCGCAUCAUCACCCACGGACUCGAGUCGAAGUAUCAUAUUUUGUCCGCCAGUGCUGAGAAGCAGCAGCUUGUCGAUGCACUCCAACGGGAGGGCGUCCAAGUCAACGAAGAUGGUGUCUUUGAUACAAUCGUCUGCAUUCGAGUUCUGUGCUCACUGCCAGACCCGGAAGAGACGAUCGCAGGUCUAUACUCUCUGCUACGACCUGGUGGACAAAUGCUUAUUGUUGAGCACGUGGUCAAUCCAUAUUCUAUGUUUGGCCGCAAAGGAGGGGACUUCUUUGCCAAGGUCAUGCAGACGGUCUACAUGGCAUUGGGCUGGAGGUAUUAUAUCGGUGAUUGUCAUCUGAACCGGGACACGGAGAUAUAUCUUCGUAAAGCGGCGGACAAGGAUGGAGGGUGGAAAUCGUUUGAGCUGGAGAGGAGGUUCGCUAAGAGUACGCUUCCUUAUAUCUCGGGUGUUUUGACCAAGAAGGGAUAA
Messenger RNA from Talaromyces amestolkiae, 909 nucleotides. RefSeq lists its product as uncharacterized. NCBI's taxonomy places the organism in Eukaryota, Fungi, Ascomycota, Eurotiomycetes, Eurotiales, Trichocomaceae. The record is from RefSeq and is a predicted model, not a curated record. The coding region runs from base 1 to 909 and encodes 302 amino acids. The transcript has 2 exons.